Molecule: messenger RNA, 327 nt
Organism: Lactuca virosa
Lineage: Eukaryota; Viridiplantae; Streptophyta; Magnoliopsida; Asterales; Asteraceae
Source: the annotation of a GenBank genome assembly
AUGGAAAAUCGAGACAUGGAUAUGCCUCAAAGCCCUUCAUCUUGCAUCAAGACUCUUUCAAGAGAUUCAUCUGUGGGUCAAUCAUCAUGUAUCUAUUAUCGUAGUACCCUAAACGAAGGGGUGCCUUUCGAUUGGGAAAUGCAACCAGGAACACCAAAACAUCAACCACAAGAACAAAUUAUUCCACCACCAACACCACCACCCGCAAUGCAAAGCUUGGCAUUUUCUCGACCAAAUUUUGAUCUUUAUGAUGAGCCUAAAGAGUCAACAUCUUGGCGAUUUUGGUUUUGGAAAAAAAGAUCAAGCAGGAAUUUUCAAAGGCGUUAA